Molecule: messenger RNA, 1606 nt
Organism: Eucalyptus grandis
Lineage: Eukaryota; Viridiplantae; Streptophyta; Magnoliopsida; Myrtales; Myrtaceae
Exons: 2
Coding region: 661-1200 (179 amino acids)
Source: RefSeq, a predicted model, not a curated record
GUUGUCUGUGAAUCGUACUAGGCAAGGUUGAUUGUUUUGAUGAUUUGGGGAGACUGUAUGGGCCUAGGACUCUCUCUUUCAGCUGUGAAGGAUUGUUGCAGUUAUAAUUUUCUCUCUAAAUUAACAAAGAAUCUUAUUAACAAGUGCCUUCAAGACCCUGCUUAAGCAGGCAAUCAAGGAAAGUUUGCAGUUAUCAAUGCACUGCGUUUCUCAUUUUGUGUAAUCCUUGCUUUGAAAAUCGAAUGUUCUGAAAGUUGCCCCAUGUUAUUGGUUUACCAGAGUCCAGACCUAUAAAUAAGCAUCAUCUGAACAUGCUGGUUUGCUUUCAAAGUCGCAAGUUUAGUGGAUCACGUCCUCGUUCCCAUGUCCGCGAACCAUUCCUUUAUACGUGACAUCCUUAAGUUCUGGGUGCUCUCUUGUCUAGCAUAUCUAAGCAAUUCUCUAGUUUGCUCUCUUGUCUAGCAUAUCUAAGCAAUUCUCUUCUAGAGACCGUCAACCAUGGCAUCAGCAUUGAUCUGCACCCGGAAGCAGGCCGGGGUUUGUGCCGCAGCCACUGUCGAUUGGUAACCAAUCUCGUCAGGAGGGUAUCAAGCAAAUAUCCAGGAGCAUAAAUGGAGAUCCCAACCUGCAGGAUCUCUGCAGUUUUCUGAAGGGAAAUGCAUGUUCGAUUUCUUCAACCCCAAGUCUCCUCCGAUCAUCAUGGAUGGAGGCUUGCCACCAGCGCCGUCGUCGGUGGCCUCUUUGUCCUGCGUUUCCGAUGCAGCCCACAACAACAUUGAUGAUGAGAGGAGGAAUGGGAGCACGCGAACCAUCGUCUUAUUCCCUACUCAGGCCUGCACCGACAUUCAAGAAAGCUCCUCUUCCUCGGUCGGGGACAACAAUGGCAGCAACCGGCAUCAAGGAACCGCUCUCGCCACGCGUGAUGGGUGGGAAUCUUUGGAGCCGUCGGCCUCCGACGAAACCCACAUUUCAUGUGUGGAGACGAGGCGAUCGUCGGGCAGUGCCGUCUUAAGAAGGAACAACAACCGGCCUGUCCCGAGACGCGAGGAAGGAGAGGAGCGCUACCCGGGCGUUUCCACGGAGCUGGUGCUCUACGAGGACCCGUGGAAGAUCAAGAAGAAGCUCAAGCCCAGCGACCUCGGGCACCUGUGGCGGCUGCUGCUUCCGCGUGAGGAUCCACGUGCUCCAGUGGAUGGGUGAAGAGACGGUGAGGCGGGUCAAGAGCCAGGAAGGGAUGGAAGUGGCUGUAAGGGAUGUGGACACGGGCGACGAGCACCGGCUCGUGUUCCGGCAUUGGGCGUCGUCGAACAGCUACCUGCUGAACGGGGAUUGGAACCGGCGGUUCGUCCAGCGGCGAGGGCCGGGGAAGGACGACGAGAUCGGGAUGCUGUGGGACACGAACGCGUGCGUCGUCCAUUUCACGGUCCUGCGCAGGGCUGCUUGCGGCGCAAGCAAUGCAGCAGCUUGAAGUCUUCGUGUUUGGAAAGUUUUCAUGAUGGGUUUCUUUUGAAAAAUAAAAUAAAAUAAAUUGACCUGUGACUGAUUAAAGUCAAAAUAAGACUGCCACUAGGGCUCAAGAAGUUCUUUUCUCUUCCCACAAAUUAAU